AUGCCCUCACCUCUCCCACGGCGCCGUUACCUCCCUGGGGAGUUUUCUCCUUCGGUGGACUCGAGGCCCUGCAGUAGCCCCUCCAAGCUCCCAGGUAAGGCAGGGAAGCUCUUUCCGGGGGCCACUCCUCCUAGGGCCCCACGGCUGCCACGCCGACUGGCCUGGUGUUCCAUUGACUGGGAACAGGUGUGCUUCCUGCAGCGGUUGGGAGCUGGGGGCUUCGGCUCGGUAUACAAGGCAACUUACCACGGUGUGCUAGUGGCCAUAAAGCAAGUGAGCAGGUGCACCAAGAACCGACUGGCAUCCCAGCGCAGUUUCUGGGCUGAGCUCAACAUUGCUAGGCUUCGCCAUGACAACAUCGUGGGGGUUGUGGCUGCCAGCACGCGAACGCCUGCAGGCUUUAAUAGUUUAGGCACCAUAAUCAUGGAGUUUGGUGGCAAUGUCACUUUACACCAAGUCAUAUACGGGGCUACCAGCUGCCCUGAGGAGGAGGAGGUGGAGCCUCACUGCUGUGCGGGAGAGCAAUUAAAUUUGGCAAAGUGUCUGAAGUAUGCCCUAGAUGUUGUGAAUGGACUCCUUUUCCUUCACUCACAAAGCAUUGUGCACUUGGACCUGAAGCCAGCUAACAUUUUGAUCAGUGAGCAGGAUGUCUGCAAAAUUGGUGACUUUGGUUGCUCUGAGAAGCUGGAAGAUCUGUGCUUCCAGACUCUUCCUCACCACUUAGGUGGCACAUACACCCACCGAGCCCCAGAGCUCCUGAAAGGAGAGAACGUAACGCCCAAAGCUGACAUCUAUUCUUUUGCCAUCACUCUCUGGCAAAUGACUACCAAGGAGGUGCCUUACUCGGGGGAGCGACAGUACGUGCUCUACGCUGUAGUGGCCUAUCAUCUUCGUCCGUCUCUCUCAGCAGCUGUCUUCACUGACUCCAUCCCUGGGGAAAGACUUGAGAAGAUCAUCCAGGGCUGCUGGAGGGCCAGUGCAUUCCAGAGGCCAAGUGCAGAAAAUCUCCUGGUUGAACUUAAUUCUUUGAAAGCUGAAUUUGGCUGA
Rhinolophus ferrumequinum (greater horseshoe bat) is the source of this 1047-nucleotide messenger RNA. RefSeq names its product MOS proto-oncogene, serine/threonine kinase (gene MOS). Gene Ontology annotation, molecular function: ATP binding; protein kinase activity. Lineage: Eukaryota; Metazoa; Chordata; Mammalia; Chiroptera; Rhinolophidae. Gene Ontology annotation, biological process: protein phosphorylation. Bases 1 to 1047 code for a protein of 348 amino acids. The record is from RefSeq and is a predicted model, not a curated record. The transcript has a single exon.